AUGGGGCCUGGUACUCUUGAGCCUCCUAGGCUAGACGGGUUCAGUCUUGUCUUACCUCUGCCUUAUCGCGUUGCUGUUAUACUAGUUGCUGGCGUAUGGGGAUGGGGGUUAAAUGUUCAGUAUCUCACUGCUGUCAAAAUUGAUGUCCCAGCAUUGAUCCGGUAUCCCUCUCGACCUGAUACAGCCGGCACAGUCACCGUACACAAGUCCACUUACCACCUUGCAACCCUCCUGUCCAUCCCGCUAGCCAUCUCCCUUAUCGCCUUCUGGAUCAUAACACAUGGUGAUCCUGCUCGAGUUGUCGCCUGGGAGGCUCUGCCACAAUCCUAUCUCUUCCUCUUCGUCGUACUACUUGCUCUUCCGCUGCACCGUCUCUCGCGUGGUGGAAGAUACCGGUUCUUAAUAACGCUUAAACGUAUCAGUUUAGGUGGGCUCGCCGACGCGCGGGAUGGCAAAUUUGGCGAUAUCAUACUCGCUGAUGUGCUUACUAGCUAUUCUAAAGUUCUGGGAGAUCUGUUCGUGAGCUCGUGCAUGUUUAUUUCGCACGAUGUGUCCAGUACUGGCAUACCUGACAGAGCGUGCGGCGGUCACAUAGCUGUGCCAUUGCUCAUUGCUGUUCCAAGCAUAAUCCGACUACGACAAUGUUUGAUCGAGUUCUCCCGAGUUUACAAGCGUGGAAAUCGUCAUAUCGAUGGCUGGGGUGGUCAGCAUCUUGCUAAUGCGGCUAAAUAUGCUACAACCCUGCCUGUGAUCGUGUUGAUCAUGCUGCAGCGUAAUUAUGAUCCCUCUAUUAUAGGCGUCAGUGAGGAGACAUUGCAUAAGUUAUGGAUAAUAUCUGCCUUUAUCAAUUCAUCAUACUGCUUUUACUGGGACGUAGACAAGGAUUGGGACCUUUCCCUCUUCUCCGACAUUGUCAACCGAUUCCGUCCUUCUUCUACUCUGCCGGAUGAAAACCCGCAUCCCUUUGGUCUCCGUACAAACCGAUUCUUCCAUGCCAACGGCAUUUACUACGCUGCCAUUGUGAUCGACCUAAUACUCCGAUUUACAUGGCUUAGCCGGUUAACCACCCGACUGAACUGGGUUAACGAUCUGGAGAGCGGCGUUUUUGCCCUUAUGUUUUUAGAGGUUAUUAGACGAUGGUUAUGGAUAUUCCUUAGAGUUGAGACCGAAUGGGUACGAAAUACGCGUGGUCCAGCCCCCGACGAUAUUCUACUUGGAGAAUUUACGAAGAUAGACGAGGACUAA
Messenger RNA from Microsporum canis CBS 113480, 1245 nucleotides. RefSeq names its product ERD1. Lineage: Eukaryota; Fungi; Ascomycota; Eurotiomycetes; Onygenales; Arthrodermataceae. Gene Ontology annotation, cellular component: membrane; cytoplasm. The coding region runs from base 1 to 1245 and encodes 414 amino acids. The transcript has 5 exons. The record is from RefSeq and is a predicted model, not a curated record.